AACUGGGCGGGGCUUAGAUGAUGUCAUCUGAGUAAACAGAAAAAAUGGCGACGCCAUACACGGGAGAUCCGGUUUUAGGGACAAACGGUGUUAUUUCAGAGAGUUUCGCCAAACAGUUUACCGAUUUACCAGCGGAAUUAUUAGAGCAUAUAUUGUGCUUCCCUGUUCUAAACCAUAUCGACAUCUGCAACGUUUCCUGCACGUGCAAGAGGCUGCAUGACGUGUGCCAUGGCAGAGGAAAGGUCUGGGCGCAUCAGUACAAACUCAGGUGGCCCAGGCUGCAGAGAUUUUAUCAACAAAAUGAGUCAUACGAUUGGCUGAAAGAAUUCAAAACCCGGCACAUGGUUGGUCAACAGAUAAGAAGAACAGUAGAGUCUAUUUCCAAGAGGUUCUUCACAGAAGUUCUACGGUUGGACAGGUAUAUUUAUAUGGUUCUUGGAGACAGCUUUGCGGAAAUCGAGUCUCUUGGUGCUCCAGAACACUUCUGUGAGGAUGAGCUCCUUGGCAUUUUGAACUCGGACAAAAGGAAAUGUUUGACACUUAAGUACUAUGCGAAGAAAAUCCUCUACUUCCUCCGGCAACAGAACAUUCUGAGGAAUUUGAGGGGUUUCCUUGAGAGACCACCAGAACAACAAUCAGCCCUUGAAGGUGCUGUUUUGGUCGAUCGGUAUUGCAACCCUCUGGCUGAUAUCACUCUUGAGAGCAUAUCUGCACAGAUAGAAGAACUCACUGACAAGGUGAAGAAGUAUCUGCGAGUAAAAAAUGCCACACACCCAAGUCUACGAGCCAGUCAAGGUGACUGCUUUGUUCUGGAAAACCUGGAGUUUGAAAGGCAAGUCAUAUGUGCUCUGAAUGCUGUGCUGUAUGACCAGCUGCAGUACAAGGGCAAUGAGCGUGACUACUACAAUCCACUCAACUCAUACAUACAUCAGGUUCUGCUCCGUCGGACGGGCAUUCCCAUCAGCCUCUCUGUGCUUUACAUGACUCUGGCCAGGAAGUUAGGAGUUCCUCUGGAGCCUGUCAACUUCCCCAACCAUUUCCUGCUCCGCUGGUGCCAAAAUCAAAGGAGGAGUGAGGACAUCUAUGACUAUGUAUACAUUGACACGUUUGGGAAAGGAAAGCAGCUGGCUGCUAAAGAGUGUGAGAAUCUGAUCCGACACCAGGUGGGAGCAGAUUAUUACAGCGCUAUAAGCACCAGCGAGCUGCUGCUGCGGAUGGUGGGAAACCUGCUGAACAUCGGCAAAAGAGGGGAAGGGAAUGAGAAAUCAUAUCAGCUCCUGCGGGACUCGCUGGAUCUCUACCUCACUAUCAACCCUGAUAAUGUGCAGUAUCUUCUGCUACAGGCCCGUCUCUACUUCCACCUGGGCAUCUGGCCUGAGAAAGUGUUGGAUAUUCUGCAGCAUAUCCAGGCUCUGGACCCGUCUCAGCACGGAGCGGUCGGGUAUCUGGUGCAGCACACGCUUGAGCACAUCCAACAUAAGAGGCAUCCCGUAGAACCGGAGGUGAAGAGGCGCAGCGUGCCGGAGCACAGGGAUGUACUGUACUCUGUAGGCCUCAUCAUGAAACAUAAGAGGUCAGGCUACAACUGCGUUAUCUACGGUUGGGACCCUAAAUGCACCAUGAGUCAGGAGUGGAUUAACACUAUGAGGGUCCAUCAGCUGUCUAAGGGGGCCGAUCAGCCAUUCUACAACGUCUUAGUGCAGGAUGGGACAUGUAGAUAUGCUGCGCAAGAGAAUCUGGAACCUCACUCGGCCCCGCUGGAGAUCUCUCACCCUGAGGUCGGCCGCUACUUCACCGAGUUCUCUGACACACACUACAUCGCUAAUGAAGAGCUCCAGGCGCAUUACCCAGAGGACAUGUGCAAGACCCACAGGACUGUAGAGGAGCUCUACCACGGUCUCAACCCCAACUCAGGGCAGUCACCGGAGCCCACCGCCAACUUUCAGGAGCAUGAUUUGUUAGAUCCGUAGAGAAGAAUGCCACUGCACUAUAGAUGCGUAAUGCCAUUCACUUUCUCCUAAACUGUUACAGCUGUUAAGGGACUGGAUUUCAAAGUUUGAAGAACUACUGUAGUUAAAGGAAUAGUUCACCCAAAAAUGAAAAUUUGCUGAACAUUUACUCAAUUGCCUUCCAAGAUGUAGAUGAGUUUGUUUCUUCAUGAGAACAGAUUUGGAGUAAUGUAGCAUUACAUCUCUUGCUCACUAAUAGAUCCUCUGCAGUGAAUGGGUGCCGUUAGAAUAAGAGUCCAAACAAUCCAUCAAUGAAUGUCUUGUGAAUUUAAAAGCUGCAUGUUUGUAACAGACUGGAAAUGUGUGGAUAACUUGUGGAUGAUUGUGAUGUUUUUAUCAGCUGUUUGGACUCCCAUUCUGACGGCACCCAUUCACUGCAGAGGAUCCGUUGGUGAUCAAGUGAUGCAAUGCUACUUUUCUCCAAAUCUGUUCCAAUGACGAAACAAACUCAUAUGGCCUGAUGAUGAGUACAUUUUAAUUUUGGGGUGAACAAUUCUUUUAAGACAACAUCCUGGUCCUAGAUUAGUUUUAGGCGCAACUUUGACCCAGAGCUGAAAAUGAAGUCUAAGUUGAAAGAAACAUGUGUUGUAUUUGAGUGGUUGAGUAUAAAUUAUGUGGUUGAGUUACAGUAUUUGUGCAGAUACAAAAUAUACUCUAGAUAGUAUGUAUAGAUUAUGUGAACUUACACUACAGAGGGUCUGAAUAUCUGUGUAUGUGUUGAUGAUCAGCUUCAGGCCCGUUCCUUAUGCCAUCAGUCAUAUCACAUCUCACUGAACUAAUGCACUAAUGUCACAUUUGUUAAUAUGUUUACUAACAUCCACUUGACAAGAGGUCAAAUGUCUAAAGCUGUCACCUUAAAAUAUUUUGUAAUGUUUAUUUCAAAGUUAAAUAAAAAAAGAAAAAAACCUAGAGAACAAGGGCUCAUGAAAUGAUUGGCUCAUAGUGGUUGUAAAUACAAAAGUACUGAGAAUAUAAGCGAAUGAAUCGCAAUAAAAAAUAAGCUGUA
Molecule: messenger RNA, 3015 nt
Organism: Carassius carassius (crucian carp)
Lineage: Eukaryota; Metazoa; Chordata; Actinopteri; Cypriniformes; Cyprinidae
Gene: fbxo21
Product: F-box protein 21
Exons: 13
Coding region: 45-1970 (641 amino acids)
Molecular function (GO): protein binding; DNA binding
Source: RefSeq, a predicted model, not a curated record